Molecule: messenger RNA, 1050 nt
Organism: Contarinia nasturtii (swede midge)
Lineage: Eukaryota; Metazoa; Arthropoda; Insecta; Diptera; Cecidomyiidae
Gene: Fer2LCH
Product: soma ferritin
Exons: 4
Coding region: 213-884 (223 amino acids)
Biological process (GO): intracellular iron ion homeostasis; iron ion transport
Cellular component (GO): cytoplasm
Molecular function (GO): ferrous iron binding; ferric iron binding
Source: RefSeq, a predicted model, not a curated record
AUCGUCAUUGUACUCAGAGUGUUCAGUUCAAGCGAAUUAAUUCUUCCGCAGUCAAACCGAUAUAAACGAAAUAAAUUGCAAAUUAUUCAAUAAAUUGUCAGUCAAAUCUUGAAAUUCAAAUCGCCAACUGUGAAAUUUAAUUUGUGUGAAUAGUUUUCAAUACUUUAAAGACUGAUUUUUUUCAGACGAAAAUACACGAAAUUAAUUCAAAUAUGAAGUGGUUAUACGUUUUUGUGGCUAUUUUCUUGACGGUCAGUGCUGAAGAACAAACCUGUUCCACCGAUAUUGUCGGCAAUUGCAAUGGUGUCAUAGAUCAAAUUGCUAAUUGUAAUGCCAAUUUCUCUGGAUUUUCGUCGGGUAUUCAACAUCUUCAAGCUUAUUCCAAUGAACAAUUGUUGAAAUCAUACGAUUACUUAUUGUUGGCGGCCAAUUUUGGUACAUUCGUUAAGAAUCGUCCCGGUUUUGAAAAACAAUUCCGUGGAUUGUCCGAUACUGCAUGGGAACGUUCAAUCAAUUUGAUUAAACACAUUACCAAACGUGGUGGACAACAUGAUUUCUACAUUCGUCACACUGCCACUGUUGCCACACCACAAAAACGCGUUUUGGAAUUGAACGAAAUUAGCGCAUUGGCAUACGCUUUGGACACGGAAAAAGCAUUGGCUACAGAAGCUCAUAGUUUACACGAAAGAUACUCACACGCCAACCACAAAUCACACUAUGACGCUGAGGUUGCCCAUUAUUUGGAAGAGAAAUUCAUUGAAGACCAAGUCUCAACCAUUCGUAAGCUCUCUGGAUACACCAACGAUUUGCGUAAAUUGUUGGAUGAAAGUGUUGAUGGGUCUUUGAGCCUUUUCAUGUUCGACGAAUAUCUUCAAAAGCAAUAGUCACCUGAUAUAACCAACGUCACGAAUUUUUUUCCCUCAAUUUUUGUUACAAAAUUUUCUGUGGUUUUUUUUUCUUCUAUUUUUGUUCCAUAUUAUAUGUGUUUAUUGAUACGGAAAUUCAUUUUUAGUCAUAGAGAAUAAAUAAACUUUGUACCAAAAUCACAAA